CUCGUCCAGCGCGUGACAUCCGAGUUCCGUCGGCAGUGUUUGAUGUGAGCGGUGCGGCUGCUCCUGAUCCAGCUCUGUCUCUCGGGUUACUGUGGAAGUUCACCUGCGGGGCCGAUGGAGACCAGACAGCAAGGUUUGAAUCAGUUUUACCCCUCUGCUGAGGAGUCGAUCCAUAGGAGCUCAUAUGGGGACGACUCCGCUCCAUUGGUCCAAAAUGGGGAAAACCUGACAGAGUGGGGUGAAAUGUCUCCACCUGGGUCAGAUCAGUGGGGUCGCACAGCAGGGUCCCCCUACGACAGCUGGGUCAUGUCCACUACUUGGGAUAUGCAGCAGGACAGCUCAGAGAGUGGACACUUCACUGCAGGCUUCCUAGACUCUCAGCCUCUGAGAGAGGCUGAUGAAGACUUGGUGUCAGAGGUCAACCUGAACAACACCCUCCUGACGGAGGAGGAGCGAGAGGAGAUUCAGCAGGAGCUGGCUAAACUGGAAGAGGAGAUCAGCACGCUGAGGCAGGUCUUGUUGUCCAAAGAGAAGCAGCACGCAGACCUCAAGCAGAAGCUGGGCAUCACUCCUCUGAGCGAGUUCAAAAACAACUUCAGCAGAGGCUGGCAUGACAUGCAGACCUCUACUGCCUACAAGAAGACAUCGGAGACACUGUCCACAGCAGGACAGAAGACCACUGCAGCCUUCAGUAACUUCGGCACCGCCAUCACCAGGAAGUUUGGAGACAUGAGAUCCAACUCCAUAGGUUACUCUGUCAGACACUCUAUGAGCAUGCCCACCAUGAGAAACUCUCCCAGCUUCAAAUCUUUUGAGGAGAAAGUUGAGACUACAGUUUCUACUAUCAAGACCAAGGUUGGUGGUCCGGGUAGCGGAGGCAGCUUUGAGGAAGUCCUCUCAUCUACAGCAAACGCCAGCUCUGAGGAUACACUCCCCAACAACAUGAUGGACAACUCUGAGAGGCCGUGUUGAAGCAGAAACUCUAUAUCUGCCAGAUCGGAGCACUUUUCUUUGCAUCUCCUCAAAAGCUCUGACUCAAAUGGCACACAACACUUUCAUUUGACAGGUCUAGACGGUAAAUAUCUUAAGUUACAUGACUGGUGAAAUUCUCUCCAAUAUCACAAAAUUAGAGCAAAACAAUUUGUUUGUUCCGCUUUUAUUUUGAAAGCUCAAGACCGCUGAUGUCAAAAGCACACAGGGCUUCCUGGGAUCUCCAAAGACGACUAAUAAAUGCAGAGAACAUCUCAUGUUUUUCUAUAUCAAGUGUUUUGAGGCUCUUAGUAGAUUCUUCACCCACAAACACAAAUGCCAUCUCUGUUCCAGAGGUUUCUAAACUACAUUAUAAAACCAAUUGAAGAGGUGCAGCCAGCAGCUAAGUCUUUAUUGACCCAAAAGAAGGAUAUUGAGCAGGCAGACAGACAACUUAAACCCUGCAUAUGUGGGCUGUAUUUUUGUGUGUUUGGGCUUGUGUCAUCAGGAGAGAAAAACCUCCAUCACAGCUGGAUUCCUCAAAAAAAGUGGAAAAAAAAAAAAGAAACCCGUUUUUGCUAUGUAGAACCAGUAACAAAAAAGUUGGGUCACUUUGUAAUAUGGAUAAAACAGAAUGUGAAUCAUCUCAAAAACCCAUAGAACGUAGGAAACAUUCACAAAUAUUUAAACUGAGGAAAUGUACCAGCUUCAGAAAAAGUCAUAUUGAAUUUGAUGGUAGAAAUCGAGCUCAGAUAAGUGUUUACUUUUUUCUUUCUUUCACCAUUAGUGUAUAUACUGUACAUCUGGGAACUGAGGAGAGGAACUUAGUCCCAUCUUUGUCUGAUAUAUGGAUCAAGUUGCUCCAAAAGGCUGGUUCUUCUGCAUUGUUUGUUCCUUGAUGCAACAAACUCCUCGGCAUCGAAGCCACGCUUCCUCGUACCAAAACUGAACGCUGAUUAACAGCCAGAUGGUUCCUCUCCUCGUUAGUCCAGAGGAAGCUGCAUCCAUCGUUUCCAGAACAAAUUUCAAUUCGACCACUUUCUUACGGCCCAUUUUAAAUGAGCUAAUAGGCUAAAAGAAGAUGUUUUCCAGAAGUGUUACAGAUUUACGAUGGCCAUCUAAGUCAAAGAUCACCAUCAAUACUGAUUUAUGGUCUCAUCCCUGCACACAAGAGAUUUCUCCAGAUUCUCUGAAUCUUUUGAUGAUUUUAAGAUAUUUGGUCUUUGCAAUGCAGAAAUUACAUUAUUCUAACUGUUUAAGAAUUUUUAAACACAGUUCUCCAUAAAUCGGUGAAGCUCAGCUCAUCUUUGAUUCUGAGAUGCUUUUUUUGAAAGAUCCUCUUCCGGGUUUUUCUCCUAACUUUUCCAGCCUUUUGUUUCUCAUCACCACAACUUUUCUGAGAUGUUCUUCUGCCAAUCAUUUUGAAAAUAUGUUUUUCUGUGCUCUGCUCUGAAUAAAAUACUGGUUUAUGAGAGAUGCAAAUCAUUACAUUCUGAAUUAAUUUACAUUUCACAGUGUCCUAACUUUUAGAAAAUUCAAGUUCAGGUGGAAACAUUGAACUCGGUUGACGUUCAACAUCGGAUCAGUCUGAAGGUAUCGACACCGUUACUUUUUAUACCAAAACUGUAAUAAACUUCAAUAUGAGACGUGUCUGAUUGAAAAAUUCAAUUUUCAGUUUAGUUUUUAACUCUUAAAGUUGUAGAGAGCAGAUGCGGUUUACCCACACACAUGGGUGAAGCAUGUACAGAUCUUCUGUUUGUAAAUGUCAAACUAGUAUUUUGAAAUCAGUUUAUUUUACUUGACGUUUCCUGCUGCUGAGUCGCGCUCAUAGUUUGCCCCAACGUACGACGAGCUGCGCUACAGGAAACGUGAAAACAUCUUAUAUUAACAUUUAUCAUCUAGAAAACAAUUACUGACUCUUUUUUUGUUUCAUUUUCUUUAAUGCUACAUAAACUGCACGGAAUAACUUUUGUUCAACGAUGAAAAGAUUAAAAUCUCCAUUAUA
Messenger RNA from Cololabis saira (Pacific saury), 2974 nucleotides. RefSeq names its product tpd52 like 1 (gene tpd52l1). Gene Ontology annotation, cellular component: cytoplasm. The record is from RefSeq and is a predicted model, not a curated record. NCBI's taxonomy places the organism in Eukaryota, Metazoa, Chordata, Actinopteri, Beloniformes, Belonidae. Gene Ontology annotation, biological process: positive regulation of apoptotic signaling pathway; positive regulation of MAP kinase activity. Bases 115 to 972 code for a protein of 285 amino acids. The transcript has 10 exons.